AGAAGUGGUUCGAGGUCCUGACGAGGGAACACUGACCGAGGAAGAGGAAUAUGAUAAUAAGUUAUGAUGGAGUUAUUGCCCUGAACGCUCUCUUUGGACUGUACCAACAAGACCCGCGAACUGGACCAGGCCACGCGCUCAACUUCACUUAGGAACUAACGGGAUUUGUUUUUACUGCGUGUUUCUCUGGGAAAUAAAGGUUUGGAUAGCCCUUCCUGUUACGAAGUCGGCGGUUCUAUACAAAGUUUCUUUAAUAUUUUGAUAAAGUCCAGUUCAUGCUUCUGAUGACACCGUAAGUAUGGAUAGUCAAGCUGAACGGAAUGCAGGAUUUCCUGCACCACACAGUUGCGGUCACACGCGGUUAUUAGAGAUUUAGGUUUACUAAUGCGUACUGGUGGGAUCUGAAACUCGUCGUAAAACACUGGUUGGCUGGACUGUAUGCUCCUUUCCUGCUAUUCUUCUCCGCCUCGCAGCGCUUCCUGCUUGUGGUGGCCACUGCACUUAAUGGCUAAAAAUACAUAAAAACUCAAAAUGGACAGCUACAUGUAGCGAGAACCAUAAUAAUUUGGUAUUUUACAACAAGCUUUCAAUAGCUUUAUUUUUGUCCCUACACUCCACUUAAAAUCAGUUCUCAACAGGUGGCAAUUUUGAAUGAGGGAAGAGAAGAGCUCAUAACCCAUAAUGAGGUGAUUCAAGAGCCUCUUAAAUACAGGCCCACUGAAAUGAUUAUGUGCUCAAAACAUGUUGGGAAACCACACAUCACUUGAACACAGAGAAUCAGUUCAGACAGUACUGCCUUUCUGAGCUUUAAGACACUUCAAACAAAAGCAACCUCUCAACUGAUUCUGUAUUUUUCGAGUGGAGAGCUUAACAUGUAAUGUCAAGACGAAUGAAAGACACUUACUAUUCAGUUAUCUGUGAAUCCUCUCCUGCAGCCCACUUGUUGGUCGAGCUUUUGAACACAUUUCACUGGUCCCUCAUGAACCAACAAAAAAGACAGGAAAGGGAGCGAGGCGCAAUAAAGUACUCCUUUGUACUUUAUUUUCAAACCCUUGGGGUGCAAAAUCAGAUCCAGUCAAAACAUCUGCUUGAGGCUCCAUGGAGCCACUGAAGAACAUAUUGAGUCGUGGUCCACUGUCCAACUGGAAAAAUUUGGAUCAAUCACAAAAAGGGAAUUUCCCCAACCCUGUGUGGACGGCCUUAUUCGACUAUGAGGCGUCCUGUAAAGAUGAGCUCACCUUGCGUAAAGGUGACCUGGUGGAAGUCCUGUCUCUGGACUCUGAGAUAUCAGGCGAUGAUGGCUGGUGGGCGGGUAAGGUCAACAACAAGGUGGGCAUCUUCCCAUCUAACUAUGGCUCUUUCAAGCCAACUGAAUUUGCAAAGCUCCCGUGCACUGCCGUGGUUGGAGAGCUUACCCCGGCUGUGGUUAGCCAGUUCGAACCCGACGUGCUGGAUUUCCGGGAUCUGAAACUGGAGGAGGUCAUCGGGGUCGGGGGCUUUGGAAAGGUGUAUCGUGGUACAUGGAGAGGCCUGCUGGUUGCUGUGAAGGCCGCACGGCAAGACCCGGAUGAGGAUAUCAGCGUGACAGCUCAGAAUGUCAGGCAGGAGGCCCGUUUGUUUGCCAUGCUCACCCACCCCAACAUCAUCGCCCUGAAAGGCGUCUGCCUGCAGGAACCCAACCUGUGCAUCAUCAUGGAGUACGCCUCUGGGGGGGCUUUGAGCCGAGCUCUGGCAGGGCGUCGUAUCCCGCCCCACAUCUUGGUCAACUGGGCCGUGCAGAUAGCCAGAGGGAUGGUGUACCUGCACAGCGAGGCUAUCGUCCCCGUCAUCCAUCGAGAUCUCAAGUCCAACAACAUCCUCCUGUCUCAGCCCAUAGAGAAUGAAUGUAUGGAGGGUUUGACGCUGAAGAUCACGGACUUCGGCCUGGCCAGAGAGUGGCACAAGACCACCAAGAUGAGCACCGCCGGCACCUACGCCUGGAUGGCCCCCGAGGUCAUCAAGUCCUCCACCUUCUCCAAGGGCAGCGACGUUUGGAGCUAUGGUGUUCUGCUGUGGGAGCUGCUCACAGGAGAGGCCCCCUACAAAGGGAUUGAUGGAUUGGCCGUCGCCUACGGAGUGGCAGUCAACAAGCUGACCCUGCCUAUCCCUUCCACGUGCCCCGAACCCUUCGCUCAGCUCAUGUCAGAGUGCUGGGACCAGGACCCCCACCGCAGACCCAGCUUCAGCUCCAUCCUGUCCCAGCUGCUGGCCCUGGAACAGCAGGUGAAGGAAGAGAUGCCGCAGGAAUCCUUCCACUCCCUGCAGGAGGACUGGAAACUGGAGAUCCAGGACAUGUUCGAUGAACUCCGGGCUAAAGAGAAGGAGCUGCGAAGCCGCGAGGAGGAGCUGAAGCGAGCGGCUGUGGAGCAGAAGUCCCAGGAAGAGUUCCUGCGGCUGAGGGAGCAGGAGCUGGCCCAGUGGGAGCAGGACGUGUUCGAGCGCGAGCUCAGCCUCCUCAUCCUCCACCUGAACCAGAACCAGAACCAGGAGAAACCCAACGUGAAGAAGAGGAAGGGCACCUUUAAGAAGCACAAGCUCAAGUGCAAGAAUGGCGAGAAAAUCAGCCAGCCUCAAGAUUUCAUCCAUAAGAUCACGGUGCAGGCUUCCCCAGGCCUGGAGAAGAGGCGUAACUCUCCUGAUAUGGGUUCAGGCUCCUCACCCUCCUUUCGCCGUUUCCGUGCAAUCCAACUCAGUCCCAGUGACAACAACAGGACGUUUGGUUUGAGCCCAGUCUUUCCCAUAGAGGCCCCUUCUCAUAAACAAGCCAAUGGGGACCUGAGGGCUGGCCCUCACUGGAGGCCCCAGAGCCCCAAAAGCCCCAAAAGCCCCAAAGUCCUGCGCCUCAGUCCCCAGGAAAGCAGUCUGUCUAUGAGGGCCAAGCUACUGGAGUCAGACAGCAACGAGGGGGGUGAAUCCAAGGAUGACUUUGAGGAGUACAGACCCUCCGAGCCCACAGCUCAGAACGGCGCCUCAGUGAAGGACAGCCUGCGGCUCCCUAUACCUCAGCGAGACUCGGUCAGCGAGGAGCGGGGGUCCUCCCCGGCUGGCUCCCCCAGGCCUGAGAGGAGGGGCCUCAUUAAGGGCACCCACCGGGCCAUACUGGGCUACGGCUCCCUCGUGGCCUCUAUAGGACUCGGCCGCUGCCUGGAUAUUCCCCCAAGGGUGCCACCUCGAACUAACCUCCCUUCCCUAGAGAACCACACCCCCUCCGAACCAGAGAUCUCCCUGCCCAUGCCCCUCAUUUCAGACCCCCCAGUGGUGGACGAUCUCAUUACCUUUUCCACCUCGGAGCAGCUCCCCAGGCCACUCUUAGAUUUAGCGAUGCAGUACCAGGAACUGAAGCCCUUGCCCCUGACGCCGCCUCCGCCAAACCCCCGUGAGAGGAGCGGCCGCCGGACGCCGCAGAUGCCGCACAGCCCUCAGAGCCCCCGGACCCCCAUUCGGCACAGCAAGGCCAGCCCAGGGGAAUGGACCCCAAUUUCCCAGUCAACUAAUGGGGGGGUGGGCUGUGAGUCCUGCGAGCACAGAGCGGAGCGGAGGAGGAGGUCCAGCCACGGCCUGCACGCCUCCCAGCUAGUUUUGGACCUGCCCUUGUACCAGGACUCACUUGACCCUGAUGAUAAGCCUCCUGUGCCCUCUCCCCUCCACCCUAGCCCCGCCCUCUCCAGCCCCAAAACCCGACGCCUGGAGGUCAGCGUGAUCCCCCGGCCUCGCCCGUCCCCCAUCCGCCCCCGCAUCGACCCCUGGAGCUUCAUCUCAGCCGGUGGCGGGACCUCUGGGGGCCGCAGCCCGCACCGCUCUGACAGCAACCCUCUGGGCUACCAGCCUUCCCCUACCAACCCCUUCACCAACUGUGACCCCUUCCCCUCACCGGACUGCGACCCCUUCGCCCUCAAGGCUGACCCCUCGAGCGGCUCGGACACGGCUUCUCCCUUCGACCCCUUCUCCACUCCCUUUCCCACCUCCCGUUCUGCCCCGUGCUCCACUAACGGUUCCCCCACGCUGCCAACCUUCCGCAUAGCGCCCAUCAACCCGGCCGACUCGCCCCUCAUCAACCUGGGCUGGGCGGCCUGCAGCAGACCCCUGGAUGUUACCAAAGAGAGGGCUCACCCCCGCAAGACACUGGGGCUCAAGCCCUUCAAGUCCCCAACGCAACUCAGAGACGAUAGGUUCUAAACACGAGGCUAGGCCGGGGGUUUGUCGCAGGAACACAGUCUAGGACCAUCUCACUACUAUGUCCUCCAUCUUAACAAACAUUUGGAAUCUUUAAGAAAAAACCCAUCAAUCAACCCACUGAGUGAGUUUUACCCCAGGGGAGCCACAAUCAUUGCAGGUCCUAUUGAUACGCCAGCCUGCUGCUUCGGAAGCCAGUGAAAGGCAGUGCUUUGUAUUGUGGGAAAGCUGCCUUUGAACCAAUAGCUGGUGCCCAUUUCAUUCUUCCUCUCUAUCCGGGUUUCUCUCCCCUUUGAAGAAGCAGAACACAGAUCACUAGUCCCAUCUUCCGAUCCUAUCAGGCUGCUCAUAUCACCUGCUUUCAUCUCCCGCCUACCUUUGAAGCAUUGUGACAAUGCAGAGGUGGAUAAGGCGCCUUGCACAGCUUCAUCUGCCUCUACCUCUCUGCAAACUGAAAGCAUUCAGGACAAUGGAAAAUUGGAGUGCCUUAUUUCGUGAAGUGUUUUUAGUAUAUAUCUUUUCAAGAUUUCUUAUAUGGUUAAUCUGGUGCGUAGGGAAGAUGCUUUACAUUUGACUCAAAUUUGCAAAUCAGCUUGCUAUUGCUGUGGAAGAAAAUGUCGUCUACGUGUCUGUGUGUGCAUGUCUAGGCUCAUUGUUCGAGGAGAGCUUAUGUUUAAAAAAUAAACAACAGCAUCUGCCUGUUGUAUUAUGGGAGAAAGUGUGAAUAUUCUAGGCCACUCGUGAAAUCCAAGACAAAUCCAUGACCCAGACAUUCCACUUGGAAGCAGAUAAAAUUCCAAUGACGUUCCCCUUGA
This is a messenger RNA of Trematomus bernacchii (emerald rockcod), 5027 nucleotides long. Its product is annotated as mitogen-activated protein kinase kinase kinase 11. Bases 1099 to 4215 code for a protein of 1038 amino acids. Lineage: Eukaryota; Metazoa; Chordata; Actinopteri; Perciformes; Nototheniidae. Gene Ontology annotation, biological process: positive regulation of apoptotic process; protein phosphorylation; microtubule-based process. Gene Ontology annotation, molecular function: ATP binding; protein binding; JUN kinase kinase kinase activity. Gene Ontology annotation, cellular component: centrosome. The record is from RefSeq and is a predicted model, not a curated record. The transcript is spliced from 10 exons.